UUUCUCUCUUUUUUCCUCUCUUUUCUUCUUCCCCCUUUUUUCCUUUCUUCCCCCCUCAUGGUGUGCGAGUGUGCCCCAGCUUCUUGCCUACUCUAAAUAAACUUGCACAGCAGAUUUCUAUGUUUACCAACCCAUUUUCUUUUUUGUUAAUAACGAAAUACUCUUAGAAUGCUGCCGUCAAAUUAUAUUUGACUGCAUGCUCUGGAAUAAGGCACAAUAAUAGCGCCAUGUUGUGUGCGUUUUACUGUUUAUUGCGAAAUUAACAAAUGCUAUUGCCCCGAGCUGCCGCUGAGACAUAAAAAAAAAAAAGAAGAAACGUUGAGCAUGCCUAGUCUUGACUCAGGAUUCGAGUGGUCGAUGUUUCUGCAGGGCGAGACAGGAUGCAUAGAUUUGUGUGGGCGGGCGGGACUAGGCUAUACAGUAGCCUAUAUAAAACUCGUGGGAACUAAGGUUGAGAGGAGAGAGUGGAAGCAACUGAAUAGGCUAAGUCGUAAAGCGGUGUAACCUUGGUGCACAAGAUGCAGUCGGCUCUUUCUACCGAUGCCCUUUCUUCAGGCUCGGUGACCAACUUGAGACAAGAAGAGAUUGUCAUAGCUCUGUUAAGCCACUGUCGGUCCAUGAAGCGACAAGAGACGCGGUUUCGUUUAGCAACGGGUUUCAUGUUACUCGUGGGCUUCGUCGUAAUUUGUUUUCUCCCUCAUCUCAAACGAAUGAGUACAAGUGAUGAGGCUGGCAUGGGUGCACAGGGGGUAUCUCUUGCUCAAGCACAACAUGAUCCCCGACCAAAGCAAGAGCCUGGCUUUCGCCUGAUUCCUAUUAGACCCCAUCCGAAUAAUACUACACCCAUGCAGUGGAGGAACCCCACCAAUCGCCAGACCGUCAAGUCCCUGCGCAUUCCGACGGAUGGCUUAUACUUCGUGUCUCUGAGAAUGUCCUAUCGCAUACCAGACCAGUUUUGUGAGCAAGAAGGCGCUUUUGAGUACCUGAGCACUGUUGUCAUGAAGUCCAAGAAGACCUACCCAAAGGAUCAGAAGGUGGUCAGCUCCUUGGACACCAUGACCUGCACCUACCCAAACCACAAGUCCGUUUACACCGGCCGCUUUAUCCCGUUAACGGCGAACGACGAGUUGAAGGUCAUGGUGUACACAAAAUAUGAACUUAUUGACUGGUAUAGGGAUGGGGUGUCUUUUGACGUUUUUCUUUUCUAAUGUGUGGGCCAGAGGAUGAUAACUAAAAUAACCUUAUCAGGAAGUUGUGGUGGUGUGACAUCAUUCGGUGUCAAUCGAUGUAUGUCGUUAAGUGGCUCUGAACAUGUUAGUGGUAACAUGGUCACACACGUAUACACCCCAAGGGGAUUUAAACUUUUUUAGAAAUGUUCCCCUAUAAAGAACAAAUCUGAAUGAACCUGACACGUUUUAUGUUAAAACUAUCCCCUACAUGGAAAUUCAUGGCUCUAUUGAAUCGUUUUCUAAACACAGAUUGACCAGUAUGGAUUGGUUUUGAGAUCUUGUGGUUUGUUAGGUCAUUCCAAAGUGAUAACGUUAUUUUAUCUAUCUAUUUGACUAUGUGGUCCCUGGGCCAACUCAUUGUUGAGUACUAAUAAAGAAUGAAAGAGAGAAUGAAAUUCCUUCAAGUUGUGAUUUCUAAAGUUGAAUAUUGUGAUUAGGAGCAGCAUUACUUAAAGAUUGGGGC
This is a messenger RNA of Clupea harengus (Atlantic herring), 1692 nucleotides long. RefSeq lists its product as uncharacterized. Gene Ontology annotation, biological process: immune response. Lineage: Eukaryota; Metazoa; Chordata; Actinopteri; Clupeiformes; Clupeidae. Gene Ontology annotation, molecular function: tumor necrosis factor receptor binding. Gene Ontology annotation, cellular component: membrane. The coding region runs from base 519 to 1208 and encodes 229 amino acids. The record is from RefSeq and is a predicted model, not a curated record. The transcript is spliced from 4 exons.